Mesoplodon densirostris (Blainville's beaked whale) is the source of this 3589-nucleotide messenger RNA. RefSeq names its product ras homolog family member T1 (gene RHOT1). Gene Ontology annotation, biological process: mitochondrion transport along microtubule; regulation of cell shape; regulation of actin cytoskeleton organization. Gene Ontology annotation, cellular component: cytoplasmic vesicle; cytoskeleton; cell projection. The coding region runs from base 359 to 2632 and encodes 757 amino acids. Gene Ontology annotation, molecular function: GTP binding; protein kinase binding; GTPase activity. Lineage: Eukaryota; Metazoa; Chordata; Mammalia; Artiodactyla; Ziphiidae. The record is from RefSeq and is a predicted model, not a curated record. The transcript has 22 exons.
AGUCCGCCCCAUGCGUGCGGGCCGAGGCCGGCCCCUGCGAGCCGCAGACAUGAAGAAAGACGUGCGGAUCCUUCUGGUGGGAGAACGUGAGUCCGCGCGCCCGGCCUAGCCGGGGCUGGCCGCGGCCACCGCAGCCCCUGCCGCCCCGCUGCCCUACCUCCGCGCCCCCAGGCCUCCCAGCCCCUCCGCUCUUCCCUUUCGGCUGCCCGCCGGCGGCCCUCGGUCUCUCACCUCACCUGGGCCCUCCUGAGCCCUCCGUCCUCUGUCCCCCCGUCAUCACCCUCAAGCCGUGUCUCCAUUAGCCUCUGACCGCCCGGCCUCAACCCUCCGAAGGUCCUCUCCUCCUUUUUCUCUUGGAAUGCUCUCCUCCCGGGCCUCCGCGUUUCCGAGGCCGCCUCCUCUCAGACCCUCUCGUCUUCCGUGGAGAUUCCCUUGUCCCUGCCAGGCAGCUAGAGUUGGGAAGACAUCACUGAUUAUGUCUCUGGUCAGUGAAGAAUUCCCAGAAGAGGUUCCUCCUCGGGCAGAAGAAAUCACCAUUCCAGCUGAUGUCACCCCUGAGAGAGUUCCGACGCACAUUGUAGAUUACUCAGAAGCAGAACAGAGUGAUGAACAACUUCAUCAAGAAAUAUCACAGGCUAAUGUUAUCUGCAUAGUUUAUGCUGUUAACAACAAGCAUUCUAUUGAUAAGGUAACAAGUCGAUGGAUUCCUCUCAUAAAUGAAAGAACAGACAAAGACAGCAGGCUGCCUUUGAUAUUGGUUGGGAACAAAUCUGAUCUGGUGGAAUACAGUAGUAUGGAGACCAUCCUUCCUAUUAUGAACCAGUACACAGAAAUAGAAACCUGUGUGGAGUGUUCAGCAAAAAAUCUGAAGAACAUAUCGGAGCUCUUCUAUUAUGCACAGAAAGCUGUUCUUCAUCCUACAGGGCCCCUGUACUGCCCAGAGGAGAAAGAGAUGAAACCAGCCUGUAUAAAAGCCCUUACUCGUAUAUUUAAAAUAUCUGAUCAAGAUAAUGAUGGUACUCUCAAUGAUGCUGAACUCAACUUCUUUCAGAGAAUUUGUUUCAACACUCCGUUAGCUCCUCAAGCUCUAGAAGACGUCAAAAAUGUAGUCAGAAAACAUAUAAGUGAUGGUGUGGCUGAUAGUGGAUUGACACUGAAAGGUUUUCUUUUUUUACACACACUUUUUAUUCAGAGAGGGAGACAUGAAACUACUUGGACUGUGCUUCGACGAUUUGGUUAUGAUGACGAUCUGGAUUUGACACCUGAAUAUUUAUUUCCCUUGCUAAAAAUACCUCCUGAUUGCACUACUGAAUUAAAUCAUCACGCAUAUUUGUUUCUCCAGAGUACUUUUGACAAGCAUGAUUUGGAUAGAGACUGUGCUUUGUCACCUGAUGAGCUUAAAGACUUGUUUAAAGUUUUCCCUUACAUACCUUGGGGGCCAGAUGUGCAUAAUACAGUUUGUACGAAUGAAAAAGGCUGGAUAACCUACCAGGGAUUCCUUUCCCAGUGGACGCUCACGACCUAUUUAGAUGUGCAGCGGUGCCUGGAGUAUUUGGGUUAUCUAGGCUAUUCAAUAUUGACUGAGCAAGAGUCUCAAGCUUCAGCCAUCACAGUAACAAGAGAUAAAAAGAUAGACCUUCAGAAAAAACAGACUCAAAGAAAUGUGUUCAGAUGUAAUGUAAUUGGGAUGAAAAACUGUGGGAAAAGUGGAGUUCUUCAGGCUCUUCUUGGAAGAAACUUAAUGAGGCAAAAGAAAAUUCGUGAUGACCAUAAAUCAUACUAUGCGAUUAACACUGUUUAUGUAUAUGGACAAGAGAAAUACUUGUUGUUGCAUGAUAUCUCAGAAUCGGAAUUUCUAACUGAGGCUGAGAUCCUUUGUGAUGUUGUGUGCCUGGUAUAUGAUGUCAGUAACCCUAAAUCCUUUGAAUACUGUGCCAGGAUUUUUAAGCAACAUUUUAUGGACAGCAGAAUACCUUGCUUAAUCGUAGCUGCAAAGUCAGACCUGCAUGAAGUCAAACAAGAAUAUAGCAUUUCACCUACUGAUUUCUGCAGGAAACACAAAAUGCCUCCACCACAAGCCUUCACUUGCAAUACUGCUGAUGCACCCAGUAAAGAUAUCUUUGUUAAAUUGACAACAAUGGCCAUGUACCCAGAGGAUCAUUACAGAGACAGACUCUCCCGAGACAUGGGCAACACUGAUAGAAUAGAGAAUUUGAGAAAAAUCUGGGUCUUUCUAAAAACUGCUUUCCAUGCCCGGUUACGCUGUAUGUGCACCUGCAACAGGUGUACAUUUUGCAUCUGUCAGAACUUCCUCAACUCAGACUUGCUGCAAUCUGUAAAGAACAAAAUCUUCACUGCAGUUCUUAACAGGUUAAGAGCCCGGGUAGCUGCGUGGGGUGCCGUGCUGUUAGCAGACGACGAAGGCAGUAUUAUUCACCAGGUGCAUGCCAUCAGCUCUGUAGAAGAUUCCAUCUUCGUGGAGUCAUCUCAUGGUCCACUUUUUCUUGAAGCCAGGCACGUGACACAAGCUGACCUCAAGAGCUCCACGUUUUGGCUUCGAGCAAGUUUUGGUGCUACUGUUUUUGCAGUUUUGGGCUUUGCUAUGUACAAAGCAUUAUUGAAACAGCGAUGAUUUAAAAAAAAAAUACUGGCCCUACCAAAAACAAAUACUUUUAUGUACAUUCUGAAUGCUUUAAAUUCCACUAGAAAUAUUGAGAUAUUUAUACAUGCAGAGUUACUUUGUUAAUAUUUGUAAUUCAUGCAUAAGAGUAUUUUAAUGAUAGUUAUAACUGCAGUAUUGGCUAGCAUAUGGAAGGAAACAGCUUAACUAAAAUGACUAACUUUCAGAGGCCAAAAGGGAAUAUUUUGUAAAUAAUGUACAUAUUCAGGCAAGAUAUGGUCUCCCAGACUGAGUUCAAGAAAUGAUGUUUCUAGACGUUUCUACAUGGUAUUAUUAGUGCUCAGUUGGCUCACUCUCCUAGGUUUAAGUCAGCUCAGAGACUUUAUUUACUCAUUGAUCACUUAUUUAUUUCACAUUUACUCAGAAUGAUCUUUGGGUACUUUAAGUACACGAGGCACAAUUUGCCUUUUUCUCUCCGUUUUUAAAAACGUGACUUUCUUUCACUCCCAUCCUUCAUGGUAGGCCAGCCUUGAAGCCAUCGUGCAGUCUAGAAAAUUGUAUAGCUGAGUGUGAUGCUCUCCUUUAAGGAGGGAGUAAGCUCAAGGCGAUUAGCAAAGGCGUCACCUGUGUGAUUAUUUUGUUUCCUUUGUCAGUAUGUUGAAUUUUAUAGCCCUUUCAAUCAAAUGAGAAAAAAGAUUUGUAUAUUAUCAAUGUUUUUAGUUUAAAUAAACAGUCACCAUUACUACUAUUGAGUUUCCUCCCAAAGUGUAAAUCAUUCUAUAAUGGCUGUGUCUAUUAUAGUAUAUUACAGUAGCUGCAUGUGUCAUGAAGUGUUCUAUAUCUGGCUAGGAUAACCUAGAAGCAGCACUUUUUUAAAUGGUAAAAUAAAUCUAAUGAAUAAAACUCUCAUUAUGAACCUAUUUUUUCCAUCAUUGACCUUUUCAAGUAUUUAAAUAAAUAAGCACUGUG